Knipowitschia caucasica is the source of this 222-nucleotide messenger RNA. The record is from the annotation of a GenBank genome assembly. NCBI's taxonomy places the organism in Eukaryota, Metazoa, Chordata, Actinopteri, Gobiiformes, Gobiidae.
AUGCAUACCUCCAUAUCGCAUAAGGACCGGGGCCACUAUGAGAGAACACCCCACGAUGACCCAGUGUCCAUACCUGACAAUUGUAAAGUGGCUGUUUCUGGAGACAUUGUUGGUCAGCAGGCUGCAAUAGUGUACCACAAAUUGUGGAGCCCCAGCACCAUACCAGACAGACAUUUCUACCAGAGGAACAGCUAUGGUUGUAAAAUGGAUUUGUCCAAAUGA